This is a messenger RNA of Mesoplodon densirostris (Blainville's beaked whale), 237 nucleotides long. It is a transcript of the gene CD24, whose product is annotated as CD24 molecule. The record is from RefSeq and is a predicted model, not a curated record. Bases 1 to 237 code for a protein of 78 amino acids. Gene Ontology annotation, biological process: cell adhesion. The transcript is spliced from 2 exons. Lineage: Eukaryota; Metazoa; Chordata; Mammalia; Artiodactyla; Ziphiidae. Gene Ontology annotation, cellular component: external side of plasma membrane.
AUGGGCAGAGCGAUGGUGGCCAGGCUCGGACUGGGGCUGCUGCUUCUGGCACUACUCUUACCUACGCAGAUUUAUUCAAAUCAAACAACUGUUGCACCGCCUUCAAGUAAUUCCUCCCAGCAUACCUCAGCUGCCCCCAAUCCAGCGAAUGCCACCACCAAGGCAAGUGGCGGUGCUCUGCAGUCAACAGCCAGUCUCUUGGUGAUCUCGGUCUCCCUUCUACAUCUCUACUGUUAA